This is a messenger RNA of Calliphora vicina (urban bluebottle blowfly), 1234 nucleotides long. Its product is annotated as peritrophin-44. Gene Ontology annotation, cellular component: extracellular region. Lineage: Eukaryota; Metazoa; Arthropoda; Insecta; Diptera; Calliphoridae. The transcript is spliced from 2 exons. Gene Ontology annotation, molecular function: chitin binding. The record is from RefSeq and is a predicted model, not a curated record. Bases 91 to 1170 code for a protein of 359 amino acids.
AAGAAAUCAGUCAUAGUUUGUCAAGUGUUAUAGUCAACUGUACUAAAGGAACAAAGAUAUUUGUAGUAAAAAACAAACACAAAUAUCGAAAUGAAAGGUUUUCAAAUAUCAUCAGGAGUUAUCCUGCUCAUGACUGCCGGUUUCUUAAUGCAGCAAAUUGUUAUGGUAUCAUCAGCCGACGUGGACAUGACUGCGACUUGUGCGCUUAUGUCCGAAGGUUUUAUUGCUGAUCCCAAAUCGUGUCAAGGAUAUGGCUACUGUAAAGGGGGUAAAUUAAGUGGUACUGGUAGCUGUCCCGCUGGCUAUCUGUACAAUGCAAGGCAUGGUGUCUGUGAUGAUCCGGCAAAUGUUGUAUGCAGCGACGUUGAUACCGCUUGCAAGUAUGCCGAUGAUCAAACGUUUGUUGCCGACCCCAAUGAUUGCUCUCGCUAUUGCUAUUGCAGUAAACAAAAGGCUGAGUGCACAUCAUGCCCCAAAGGACAAGUAUUUGACAGUAGAGUCACGAGGUGUGUGUAUGCCUCAGCUCCAGGAUUUGUAUGCCAGGCUGAUUCGGUUUGUCGUUUGGUGCCCAAUGGUGUAUUUUUAGGUACUACAACGUGUGGGAAUCAAUACACUGGAUGUCUUAAUGGCGUGGGCACUACAGCUACUUGUCCCAAAGGUUUAUUUUAUAAUACACAACUUGGAGGGUGUCAAAGUGAGAAUCCUUGCAUUGGUGGUAAUCCAGUGGGCGGUGGUCUGGGAGUUAAUGGGGUUGCCCCACAGACCCCAAUUCCAUGUGAAAAAGCAACUAGUGCUACUCCAGAAAAACCACAAUAUGUUACAGAUCAGGCAACAUGUAUGGGUUAUUUUGUCUGCACUGGAAUCAAUGAUCCUGGUAUUUGGACCAAAUGUCCACUUGGUUUACACUUUAAUGAUGGUGAAUGUGUCACCCCUUAUACAUUUGCUUGUCAACAUGACCGUUGUGGUAAUAUGAAUGUAACCUGGGUUGGCGCUAUUAACACGGAAUGUAAAAACUUCUUAAUUUGUAAAGAUCAAACAUCUCAAGGCCUAGUUAAUGGAUAUGAAGUUUAUACUGGUAUACCAUGCCAACAAAAUUAUUUCUUCAAUGAAUAUACACAGACAUGUAGCAAAGAUAGCCCCAAAUCAACAAAUUACAAACUGUGCCCAUGAGACCAAAUUGAACUCACAAAUAAAUAUCUAAUUUUUUUUCCGAAAAUGUAAAAACAAAACAAAA